Bactrocera tryoni is the source of this 1635-nucleotide messenger RNA. RefSeq names its product ATP-sensitive inward rectifier potassium channel 15 (gene Irk3). Gene Ontology annotation, molecular function: inward rectifier potassium channel activity. The transcript has 7 exons. NCBI's taxonomy places the organism in Eukaryota, Metazoa, Arthropoda, Insecta, Diptera, Tephritidae. Bases 201 to 1478 code for a protein of 425 amino acids. The record is from RefSeq and is a predicted model, not a curated record. Gene Ontology annotation, cellular component: plasma membrane. Gene Ontology annotation, biological process: regulation of monoatomic ion transmembrane transport; potassium ion import across plasma membrane.
UGUCAGACCUUAGUUUGCGUUUGUAAUUUCAACAACAAACAACGUGAAGCAACAGCCACAGCAAGGCAAGUGCUGACUGUGCGUCUUUGUAGUUGAUUUAAUUUAAUUGCCUUCAAUUGGAUUUGAAGCUUCGUCACAGCCUGAGUGAGUGGGUGGACAAUUAAACAUUUCGUUAUAUAAACAGCUGUAGCCUUCAAGACAUGGAUCAAGCUGAUAAUCCACAAAUACGUCGAUCCAUAUCGAUGCCGGUUAAACCGCGUCCUAUUGAACCUAAAUCACUCAAGCGUUCGGAAGAAAAGGAGCGCAUCAACGAAUCGGCCGACUAUUAUCCAGAGAGUCCAAUUGUGCAGCGCCGAAAGAAAAGCGAUUUGGAUGGACAUAUAAGCAGAAGUGCUAACAAUGUGCCUUGUGCAAGCGAUUGGGCUGGGAGUACAAUCGAAUUGAAUCGUGAUUGCCGUUACAGUGAUCCAAUGUGUUCGCGACAUCGUCAUCAUCGUGUCAUAGAGAAAAGUGGCCAUGAGAAUGUCAGUUUUCGGCGUAUACCACAGAAAUCGUGGCGCUAUGUUAGAGAUUUGGUAACAACAAUGAUUGAACUAGAUUGGAAAUAUAUGCUGACGAUUUUUGUUGGAACCUACUUCCUCACAUGGUUCUUCUUCGCCUUGCUCAACUAUAUGGUUGCCUACUCGCAUGGAGAUUUAAUGUUUGACGAAGUCACCGGCGAGCGUUUGGGCGAGGGCAAGGAACCAUGUAUUAAGGGCGUGUAUAAUUUCGUCUCGAUGAUCAUCUAUUCGGUGGAAACACAGACCACAAUUGGUUUCGGUGAGAAAUAUGCGAGUGACGAAUGCCCGGAAGCUAUAUUCCUAUUCGUUUUGCAAAUGAUAUUGGCUAUUGGAAUUGAGGGAAUGCUCGUCAGCAUGGUAUAUGCAAAGACGGCAAGACCAGCAAAGCAAAUAACGAAAAUGAAAUUUAGCGACAAAGCGGUGAUUUGUUAUCGGGAUGGCAAACUUUGUCUCUUAUUUCGUGUUUGCGAUCCACGCAAGCAACAAGUCAUAGAGUCGAAGAUACGCGUUUAUCUCAUAAUGGAAAAAAACACUCGCGAGGGCGAGUACGUGCAAACACGCACUGAACUGAAAUUGGAUGGCAAUGGAGAACAAAUUAUUGUCUGGCCAGAAAUCGUAUGCCACUACAUAGAUGAGACCAGCCCUUUGUACUAUUUGAAGUCGGCUAAAGAUUUGAAUGAAGCACAAUUUGAAUUGUAUGUGUCGAUUGUUGGUUGUUCUGCCGCAACUGCUAUGGUAACGGAGGCACGCACUUCCUAUGUGCCAUGUGAAGAUAUUUUCUGGGGACAGCGUUUUGUCAACAUUAUCAACUACGACUCACGUAAUGAGCGUUAUAUCGUUGACUACAGUAAUUUCAAUACAACUAUAUCGGUCGACAUGAAAACUAUUGAACAGUCCUGCUUGGAGAACAAGGCUUGAAUGAAAGUAAUCGAAAAAACACAAUUUGUGUUGCAUAUAUAAUUUUUUUUAGUUUUCAAAUGCAUAAUAUUUGAAGUAAUUUUUUAAAACUCAAUUUAUUAACUGGCAAAACUUCAUAUUUGCGCUAAUAAAGUAUACAAUUAUGUUAAUCAUUUAA